This is a messenger RNA of Alternaria arborescens, 678 nucleotides long. RefSeq lists its product as hypothetical. Lineage: Eukaryota; Fungi; Ascomycota; Dothideomycetes; Pleosporales; Pleosporaceae. The record is from RefSeq and is a predicted model, not a curated record. The transcript is spliced from 2 exons. Bases 1 to 678 code for a protein of 225 amino acids.
AUGACGACGAACACUGACACCAGCCCCAUGGACAUCGACUUUGACAAGGUUCCAACAGCCAUCGACACCAAACAGUGCCCUGAAUCACCUGGAAAGAGCGAUUCCGGGGAUAGUGACAAGAGCACUCUUUCCUACACCGAUGACUUUGAGAGGCUGCCUUCGAGCGGGCCGACCAGCCAUGCUCAUAUCAUCGACAUUGAGGAUUACACUACAUCUAUGAAGGAUGAAGGAAUACUCAAACUUCAAGAUGCGAUCGUCACUACUCUCUUCAACGUGACACUGAUCACACUCAGAUCCUUCGUCAACCCCACAGUCAACGCCUUCAAGGCUGUGUUUGGUACGAAGGAUGUACAGUUGGUCAUCUGGCGCAAGGGCCUCGAGGUCUUUAUUGGCACCUUCGAACACCACAAGUCAAUGAAAUUAUACCGCUUCGAGCAUGUCGCCGGCUUCCUGAUCGGCUACGAUGGAUCUUGGCACCUCAAGGUCACAGCUAGGAACGCCUACUCCGCCCCCAAGUGGCCAGAUGUUUGGGCUGGCAAGUUCGAGUGCCACGGUGGUGUUGCAAAGAUGACGAUCGAGAAUGAGGAGGUGAACAUGGCGAAGCGAGCCUCGAUCCUGGCAUCAACAGUGAUCAGCGGCAGGUAUUGGGAGCUGAAGGCUGAUAUCAAGAUGACUUGA